UUCUACUUGUUUAACCUACCUAGCUGGUUCUAAUUCUUUUAAGUUCUUAAACAAACUACUUUGUUGAGUUCAAUAUCCAAUUAAAGUGCUUCCUCAAAUCUGAUCCUCUAUCUCUCCAGGAAAAAAAAAGCUGGUAUCAAGAAAAGAAAGCGAGUUACUACCACUGGUACAUCACUAUCAAUAUGUGGAGGCUUAAGAUUGCCCAAGGAGGUGGCCCCUAUAUAUACAGCACCAACAAUUAUGUGGGACGUCAGACUUGGGAGUUUGACCCCAACUACUAUACAGAAGAAGAGCGUGCUAAGGUUGAAAAGGCUCGCGAGGAGUUUAGGAAGAACCGCCACCAUGUCAAGCCCAGUGCUGAUGUUUUAUUGCGCUUGCAACUCUUAAAAGAGAAUAAUUUUGUUCAAACUAUACCACCAGCAAAGAUAGGAGACAAUGAGGAUAUAACCUAUGAGGCAGCUACUGCUACACUAAGGAGGGCUCUCCAAUACUAUGGGGCUAUCCAAGCGAGUGACGGCCAUUGGCCUUCUGAAAUUGCUGGGGCACUAUUCUUCCUUCCACCAUUGGUCAUGUGUCUAUACAUCACUGGGCAUCUUAACACUGUCUUUCAAGCUGAGCAUCGCAAAGAGAUUCUUCGUUAUAUAUAUAAUCACCAGAACGAAGAUGGAGGUUGGGGGCUACACAUAGAGGGCCACAGUACCAUGUUCUGUACAACACUUAACUACAUUUGUAUGAGGAUUCUAGGAGAAGGGCCUGAAGGUGGACUAGAUGGGGCCGUUCCAAGAUCACGCAAAUGGAUCCUUGACCAUGGUGGUGCUACUAUGAUACCAUCUUGGGGAAAGACUUGGCUUUCGAUACUUGGAGUAUAUGAAUGGGAAGGCAGCAAUCCAAUGCCUCCAGAAUUCUGGAUUCUCCCAUCCUUUCUCCCCAUGCAUCCAGCUAAGAUGUGGUGCUACUGUCGCAUGGUUUACAUGCCCAUGUCAUAUUUAUAUGGCAAGAGGUUCGUAGGUCCAAUUACACCACUCGUUCUACAACUUAGGGAGGAGCUUCACACUCAACCUUACAAUGAAAUAAAAUGGAGCAGAACCCGCCACAUAUGUGCAAAGGAGGACCUCUACUAUCCUCAUCCCUUCAUCCAAGACAUGCUGUGGGAUAGUCUUUACUUUCUUAUUGAACCACUGUUGACAAGAUGGCCCUUUAACAAGUUGAGAGAGAUGGCGCUGAAAACAACCAUGAAGCACAUCCACUAUGAAGAUGAGAACAGUCGAUACAUUACGACUGGAUGUAUAGAGAAAGUGUUACACAUGCUUGCUUGUUGGGUGGAAGAUCCAAAUGGGGAUGCAUUCAAGCACCACCUUGCCAGGAUUCCAGAUUACAUUUGGGUUGCUGAAGAUGGAAUGAAGAUGCAGAGUCUUGGUAGUCAGCAGUGGGACACUGGUUUUGCAGUUCAAGCAAUAAUGGCGAGUAAUCUUCCACUCAAUGAAAUUGGUUCUUGCCUUAAGAAGGGGCACGAUUUCAUUAAAAAGUCGCAGAUACGAGACAACCCAUCCGGUGACUUUCAAAGUAUGUACCGUCACAUUACAAAAGGAGCAUGGCCACUCUCAGAUCAAGAUAAUGGGUGGCAAGUCUCAGACUGCACUGCAGAAGGUUUAAAGGCUUGUCUCAUGUUUUCACUAAUGCCACCUGAAGUUGUUGGUGAAAAAAUGAAAUCUGAGUACCUCUUUGAUUCUGUUGAUCUCCUUCUUACCCUACAGAGUAAUAAUGGAGGUGUGACAGCUUGGGAGCCAGCUAAGGGACAAAAUUGGUUAGAGCUCUUAAACCCUACAGAGCUUUUCGAAGACAUUGUUUUGGAGCAUGAGCAUGUUGAAUGCACUGGGUCAGCAAUUCAAGCUCUAGCAUUGUUCAUGAAGUUAUAUCCCAAAUAUAGGAGGAAUGAAAUAGAAAGUUUCAUCUCCAAAGCGGUGCAUUUUCUCGAACAGACACAAAUGCCUGAUGGUUCAUGGUAUGGAUUUUGGGGAAUUUGCUUCACCUAUGCAACAUGGUUUGCAGUGAGAGGACUAGCAGCAGUGGACAAGACAUAUUUUAAUUGUCAAGCAGUUCGUAAAGCUGUUGAUUUUCUAUUAUCAAGUCAACAAGAAUCUGGUGGCUGGGGAGAGAGUUAUCUCUCAUGCCCAAAUAAGAAGUACACACCUCUAGAAAAUGGUAGAUCGAACUUGGUGCAGACGGCAUGGGCAAUGAUGGGUCUUAUGCAUGCUGGACAGGCAGAGAGAGAUGCAACACCCUUACAUCGUGCAGCAAAGCUACUGAUUAAUUCACAAUUGGAAAAUGGUGAUUUUCCCCAACAGGAACUCACUGGAGUCUUUUGUAAGAAUUGUAUGCUACACUAUUCAUCAUAUAAAAAUAUAUUUCCAUUGUGGGCACUUGGAGAAUACAGGAGGCGAUUGGUUAUGAAAUCUACCAGGAACUUAUAAUAUAAAUGAAGCCCAAAAUUUUAAAGUUCUCCUUAUUCAAAAUAAUAGACAAUAAGGCAUUAAUCUUUUUUCUUCUUUUUCACUUAUUGUAUUAAGGGGCUGUGCUUGCUCGAAAAUGAAAAGUGGUUCUUAUAAGCUGAACAUGGGCAAAAUAAAAUUGCUGAGGCUGUAAUCUUUAUUGCCUUUUUAAAAGUUAUCACUAUUCC
Messenger RNA from Nelumbo nucifera (sacred lotus), 2677 nucleotides. RefSeq names its product beta-amyrin synthase-like. The record is from RefSeq and is a predicted model, not a curated record. Gene Ontology annotation, biological process: triterpenoid biosynthetic process. Gene Ontology annotation, molecular function: intramolecular transferase activity. Gene Ontology annotation, cellular component: lipid droplet. Lineage: Eukaryota; Viridiplantae; Streptophyta; Magnoliopsida; Proteales; Nelumbonaceae.